AUUUAUUAAUUUGUUGUAACAUACAUGUUUUAUUUUACAGAUCAAAGAGUGGAUAUGUUGGACUGGUUCAGCAAGCUCACGCUCGAAGUGAUUUUAUGCACUGCUUUUGGUGUGGACGCCAACAUUCAGCUGGGAGAAAAUACGGAAAUGUUGGAGAAUGCGAAAGCACUGUUCCAAACCCCGGGUAUCCUCCGACAGUUAGCCCGCCUGCCAUUUGGCAAAGCAUUCCUUAAGCUGAUGGCAUAUCUAUCCGGCAACAAACCGCUUUAUUUUCAAGGUGUUGCGAAAGAGAUCAUAAAAUCCCGUCGCCAGCAGGGGCUGACAGGACGGAAAGACUUGCUCCAUCUCAUGAUGAUCGCCAACGAAGAGACCACGGUGGAAGGAGUCAGCAAACUUUCUGAUGAAGAGAUUGUAGCCCAAGCAAUCCUCUUCCUUCUGGCUGGUUACGAAACGUCAAGCAACACGUUGUCGUUCACUCUGUACUACUUGGCCGUGAAUCCAGAUGUGCAAGACAAGCUGAGGAAAGAGAUCACGGAAGCCAUGGAGUCCAAUGCCAAGAUGCCAUUGUACGAAGUGGCGCAGAGUAUCGAGUACCUUGAUUGCGUCAUCAUGGAGGCUCAACGCCUGUAUCCGCCGGCUGCACAAGUCAACAGAGAAUGCUCUGAAGAUUAUGACCUGAAUGGAAUCCACAUUCCAGCUGGAACGGAGAUAGUGAUUCCAAUAUAUGCUCUCCACCAUGACCCUGAUGCAUGGCAAGACCCCGAGAAAUUCGACCCCGAGAGAUUUCGCGGCCCCGCCAAGGACGCUCGCCAUGCCUUUCAGUUCCUACCGUUUGGUGCUGGGCCCAGGAACUGCAUCGGGAUGAGGUUCGCCCUGAUGGAGAUCAAGAUCGCACUGGUGAGAAUUUUGACGAAGUAUAAGUUUGUGCAGUCACCGGAGACACAAGUACCGCUGAUUAUACACCCUGGCGGUACCCUGAGUGCAAAAGGCGGCGUUAGAGUUCGGGUGGAAACUGUAAUUUAAACUGAAUCAGUUAGUGUAAUCUAUGCAUAAAAAAAAUGAUUUGCGAAGGUGCAAACUGAAAGAUAAAAACACAUUUUCAUAGUGGUCUAACAUAUAUUCCUAGAAAGCUACAGCUGUUAAAAAGAAAUGCCUGUCUCUCCUUGUAAAGCUAAAAUUCAAAUUCAGCAGGAGGUGAGGAAAGUAGGACAAGCCAAGCCCCUUUUCGAGAGAAGCUUAGCAUUGAACUACUUUUUCGUUAGUGUAAUGUAAGAAAACACGAUUACCAAGUUACCUGACAUAGUUUUGUCUUGGAGAAUAAUUUAUUGUUUAGGCAGUGUUGUGUAAAAGUCGCGCCUUUUCGUCAGAAAUAAAGUUUAUUUAUAAACGCA
Molecule: messenger RNA, 1391 nt
Organism: Orbicella faveolata
Lineage: Eukaryota; Metazoa; Cnidaria; Anthozoa; Scleractinia; Merulinidae
Product: cytochrome P450 3A24-like
Molecular function (GO): oxidoreductase activity, acting on paired donors, with incorporation or reduction of molecular oxygen; heme binding; iron ion binding
Source: RefSeq, a predicted model, not a curated record